This is a messenger RNA of Trypanosoma grayi, 1250 nucleotides long. Its product is annotated as DUF3508 domain containing protein. The record is from RefSeq and is a predicted model, not a curated record. NCBI's taxonomy places the organism in Eukaryota, Euglenozoa, Kinetoplastea, Trypanosomatida, Trypanosomatidae. The transcript has a single exon. The annotation marks the transcript as partial. Gene Ontology annotation, cellular component: axoneme; ciliary basal body. Gene Ontology annotation, biological process: regulation of cilium beat frequency.
AUGAACGUCACGCCGGCGCUCGCGAAGGAGAUCGUCCGGCGGUACCGGAAGCGCACCGGCGGUGCCCCGACGUCGACCGUCACGGCGGAGUUGGCCGCUUUCGCGGUGCGGCUCUCGCUGCUGGACUCGCCGAAGGUGGACGAGAGGGGCAACGUCGCGGAGACCCCGGAGGCGAUCGAGGAGAUGGCGGAGGAGAUCGCCAAGUACUUCACCACGUGCUCGACGCACGUGAUGGCGACGCUCUCCCUGCAGUGCCAGACGGCGGGGCUGCGCGCGAGCUUCAUAAACAAAAGCCGUAACGAGCAGGUGAAACAGGAGGCCGUCACACUGCGACUGCUCAGCUCUCUGUGCGAGAACUCAGUGCGGCUGCCAGAGGAGAUGCUGAGCGAGAUCACAUUCUUCAUCCUGCACCGCUACCGGCAGCUGCGCGGCGGCGGCGACGGCAACGUGGCAGCACGGAAGGAGACUGUCUCCGUGCUCAACGCCGUGCUGCCGCGGGCGCAGGUGCGUGCCUUCGCCAACCAAUCGGCGGAGGAAAAGAAGCGGCAGUUGGAGGAGCUUCGCCGCAUUGUGUGGGGAAUACGGCUGUACAACAAGGCAGAGGGGCGUAGCGCUGGCCCCGGCCUCGUGGUGCUCCGCGAGGUGGCAGAGUCGUCGCUGUCGGCGCUCGACAAGCGCAUCGAACAGGAGCUGCAGACCGCCGCCGCCUCUUGUGCGGACUACGUGGCGUUUCUGCGCUCGCCAUCGGCGCCGCUCGGCAGCCCGGAGCGGCAGACGCUGCGAGAGGAGUACCACCGACAACUGCAGGUGCUACUCAACCUGCGCCUCGCGCGACAGCGGCUGCAGGAGCUUGGCGGGCGUCUGCACGGUGAGCUGCUCCCCGCAUAUGACGCCUCGCUGGCAGACCUCAAGGCGGUGCUCGGCAACACGGCAAUGCGCUCCGACGGGGUCACGCUCCGCAGCAGUGUGCCGAAGCGGGCGGUGUACCCAAAGUUCAUCGCCCUCGCCGACGUCUACGACGAGGCAGAGCGCAGCUUCGACGGCUUCGACGAAGUGCGAGCGCUGCUCGAUUUGUCGCUGUCGCUCGGCACCGUGUCGGCGCCGUCGCUGCCGCCGACGCUUCUUGAAGAGACCGUCGCCGUCCAGAAGGAUGACGCGCCGGCCGACCACGACGCCACCGCAGCGCACAUCGCCGCACUCGGCGCUGACGCAUCGCUGACGUAUGUCACGGACGCCUCGGCGCUGCGGCA